Dermacentor andersoni is the source of this 772-nucleotide messenger RNA. NCBI's taxonomy places the organism in Eukaryota, Metazoa, Arthropoda, Arachnida, Ixodida, Ixodidae. The record is from RefSeq and is a predicted model, not a curated record.
UAACGCUUGUAUAACAUCCCUUCCCGUUAUGGAAUGUUGAAUAAGAGUUUCCUUUUCAGCACCCACGAAUAAGCAGGGCUUGAAAAAAAUGAGCCGGAGUGUUAAGAUGUGAUAACGGCGUUCGCUCGUUGAACCUACUUUCGCUUUUAUAUUCGGCAAACGUAAAAUACGACGUUGUGAGUAACGAGAAGAAUGUGCCAUAGACCGCGACAUUAAAGCACACGUGUCCUGUGUCCAGGACGUGCGUGACUCGUUGGCCAUGUACCUCGGCUGCUCGGUGGUGCUGACGGUGAUCUCCUGCCUCUGCCGCAAGGUCGAGAUUUUCCUGCUCGUCCUGUCUCCCUACGACACGGUCGGCUGCUGUGGGGCAAAGGAUCUGGUGUACCUCAAGGGGCGACUGGACAACCCAGAAUUCAGCGCGAACGCGGUAUCUCGAUUUGUUGGUUUCUCUGUCAUCGACUCCCUAUUAACUGGAUUCAAGGGCGUACUAAUGAUGCGCCUCUUCGAACUUUACGACGACCUGAGCCAGCUGAUAGACCUAAUGGCGCUGCGCCGCAAGCAGCAACAGCAUGCUGCCGCUGUGUCCACCAUCGCGCGGGGUGCGACCCCUGUGGAGACACCCAAGUAUCUGUCCGCGACUACCUGACACCAGGUGUCUGCCACCUUUGCAGGGACGACCUCUACACCGCUAAAGCGCGUCCUCACGCCACCCGUUUUUCUGCCAAGUCACGUUUGCGAAGAUACGGGUCAGUUUUGUCGACACUAUAUUCAA